AUGAUCAUUUGUAUAGUGUCCCUUGAGAAAGCAACAAUUUGAGGAUUAUUGGCCAUGAAAAUGAAAGUGUUUGUUUUAUUAGCAUGUGUGACGCUCUGUGCUGGUGUACCUACGGAUAAUGAACCUAGAAACAUAUGGGGCGAUGAGAUUAUGGACGUCACCGACUUUUCGGUUUAUUACGAUGUCAAAACAAAUAAGACGAUAAAGAAUAUAAUGCCAAGGCCGUGGUACAGGCCUGGCUGGAGUCUCCGGCUGCCGUUCUCUGGUGGGCCCUGCGAGUGUGAGGAGACGAGGUGUGUUUGCUGCACUGGAAUACGGAUACAGACUUUCAACUUUGACAGGCGAACAUGUGCAAUUUUGACGUAUGAGCCAGAAGAUUCCACCAUCGACAUAGAAGCUAAGUUCAACGACGUUACCGUCAUGAAAAACACUUAUUCAACGCGGAACCCACCACCAUUCUGCAUACCAAUACCGAUACCAUAUUUGCCGCCCGGCCUAGUGGAUACUUGCAUCAGGAUUUUUGAUAUCAGCAUCGUGGAUGAAAAACUACACGCUUGCUUGGACAUGGACACGAGGAUUGAUAAAGCUCCAAUUGUGAUUCUGCACUUUGACUGCAUGGACAUGGGAUUCAGUGGCAUCAGUCUAUCCAAGCCUGGAGGCAGCGGGUCUGAUACCGAAGCCGCUAGUGAAACUCAACAGAACAGUGAUGUUUUCGAUGAUGUGAUUGACAACGCAGUUACUACAGAAAAGAUCAAUAGUAUAAGAUAUAUUUAA
Messenger RNA from Aricia agestis (brown argus), 774 nucleotides. RefSeq lists its product as uncharacterized. The transcript is spliced from 6 exons. NCBI's taxonomy places the organism in Eukaryota, Metazoa, Arthropoda, Insecta, Lepidoptera, Lycaenidae. Bases 55 to 774 code for a protein of 239 amino acids. The record is from RefSeq and is a predicted model, not a curated record.